AUGGGGGACUGGAACCUUCUGGGGAGUAUACUAGAGGAGGUCCACGUUCACUCCACCAUCGUGGGCAAGAUCUGGCUGACCAUCCUCUUCAUCUUCCGCAUGCUGGUGCUCGGCGUGGCGGCCGAGGACGUGUGGGUGGACGAGCAGAGCCAGUUCGUGUGCAACACGGAGCAGCCGGGCUGCAAGAACGUCUGCUACGACCGCGCCUUCCCCAUCUCGCUCAUCCGCUUCUGGGUGCUGCAGAUCGUCUUCGUGUCCUCGCCCUCGCUCGUCUACAUGGGCCACGCGCUCUACCGGCUGCGCGCCCUCGAGAAGGAGCGCCACCGCCGCAAGGUCCAGCUGCGGGCCGAGCUGGAGGAGGUGGAGCCUCUGCUGGACGAGCACCGGAAGCUGGAGAAGGAGCUCAAGAAGCUGGAGGAGCAGAAGAGGGUGAAGAAAGCCCCCCUGCAGGGCUCUCUGCUCCGCACUUACGUCAUUCAUAUCCUGACCCGAUCAAUGGUGGAGGUGGGCUUCAUAGUGGCUCAAUAUAUCUUAUACGGCAUUGGCCUCAAUGCUUUGUACAAGUGCGAGACUUUGCCUUGUCCCAACAUGGUGGACUGUUACGUCUCGCGGCCGACGGAGAAAACUAUCUUCAUGGUGUUCAUGAUUGUAAUCGCGUGCGUGUCCCUGUUCCUCAACCUGAUGGAGAUAUCGCACCUGGGCGUGAGGAAGAUCAAGCAGACGCUGUCGGGCCUGCAGUCGGCCGGCGGCCAGAGCCCGGGUCACCUGCCCUACAAGCCCACGCUGCAGCAGCUGUGCGUGGUCACUAACAUGUCGCCGCAGAAGCAGAACCCGGCGGCGCUGGGCCAGACGGGCUACAUGCACGAGGGCCACGCCGAGCCGCCGCCCCUCUACCUGACCGCCCUGGACCCUCGGCAGCUGCGGCUGGCCAGCCAGGGCCGCAUCCAGGGCCUGCGCUUCCAGAUGCCCCUGGAGCAGCCGCCCCUGGGCCUGCAGCACGGCAUCUCCGAGAGCCAGCCGCAGCUCCAGCUCUCCCACCAGCAGCACCAGCUCCAGCACCUCGGCACCAGCGACACCCUGGGGGAGGCCCACGGCCGGCUGCUCAGCUUGGCCCAGCAGCAGCAGCAGCAGCAGCAGCAGCAGACCCACGAGGGUCCGUACCCCGGCGGGCCCCUGCAGCCCAACCACCUCUCCAUGCCCGCGCUGCCCACGCACCUCACCCAGCACCGGCCCAGCCGCGUGCUGGACAUGCUGGAGGCCCGCAGGGACUCGUCGGACAGCGACGUGCUCUACCCGCCGCACCCGCGCAAGGCCAGCUUCAUGGCGCGGCUGCCCUCAGACAGCGGCACGUCCGACGUGUCCAGCUGCCCGUCCAGCCAGAGUUCGGAGUCGGAGCUGGGCUCGCUCAACAACGUGUCAAUGAACCCGCCCGGGGGACGCAGAAUGUCAAUGGCAAGUAAAGCCAUGCGACCAAAGGCUUCUGACCUACUGGUUUAG
This is a messenger RNA of Sardina pilchardus (European sardine), 1497 nucleotides long. RefSeq names its product gap junction protein alpha 10 a (gene gja10a). Gene Ontology annotation, molecular function: gap junction channel activity. Gene Ontology annotation, biological process: cell-cell signaling. The transcript has 2 exons. Bases 1 to 1497 code for a protein of 498 amino acids. The record is from RefSeq and is a predicted model, not a curated record. Lineage: Eukaryota; Metazoa; Chordata; Actinopteri; Clupeiformes; Clupeidae. Gene Ontology annotation, cellular component: connexin complex.